Lineus longissimus is the source of this 2643-nucleotide messenger RNA. RefSeq lists its product as uncharacterized. The transcript is spliced from 6 exons. The record is from RefSeq and is a predicted model, not a curated record. NCBI's taxonomy places the organism in Eukaryota, Metazoa, Nemertea, Pilidiophora, Heteronemertea, Lineidae. The coding region runs from base 988 to 2508 and encodes 506 amino acids.
CAAAUGCAUCAAUAUUUUCACCUUGGGUAAAUACAACUGAAAUAUUAUUAUGCCACUCUUUUCAUUUAACAAUAUUGAUGAGGAUUUGGCAUCCAAAUUUGUCCCAUAUAUACUCAAUCAACAUUGUUUUGCAUUAACAACUCUAAAAUACCGAAUUCUUGGUCCAAAUUACCCUCCAGUGGCACUGGCAUCCACCGCCAAGAGAACUAUGCACGUGCGUUAGGGAUAAGGUUGGCGUUAAAGUAUGCGAUGAUUAAAUUUGAUAUAUGCCGUUUUAUAGGCCAGCAGUUGACCGAAUUAGAUAUGAGUUUUAAUAAGAAAAAUCCGUUAUUAUACCCAGCUUUUCUUGCAUAUAGUACACAAGCUUUGCUGGCUUUGUUGUUGGGGGCUCGACUGGAAAAUAUUAAUAAUACUCCGCGAAGACAAGUCGAAUUCUACUGGGAACUUGAAUACUUGUACACGCGUAUUUUUUUCUUCUUAUGUUGUGUUGAAAAAGUAUGAAAUAAUCGACACAGCAUAUUCAAUAUUGGCAUUUCGUGAUUUGUUGAUACCGUAUCGGACUCAGGCUAUGCUUGUUCGUGAGAGGAGACGAUCACGAGAACAUCCCGGGGCAACGAUAUUGGACAUCGCCAGACGUCGGGGAGGAAGGCGAACUUCUUGAGAAGACGAUGAUUUUUGGAUCGUAAGCCAGAAUUGUAUUUCUUGAAGAUGGAUUAAUUUACUCGUAGUUCUAAGCCGAGGCUGGAUAUUGGUGGUCCCAGUGGGAUUUGAUAUCAUUAUUUGCUUCCUCUCCAUCAGUUGGUUGACCGGAAUUUAGUUUCAGUGCGAUUUUGGAGUUAACAGUGAUGUCCAUUUUCGAGUUGUGGGACCGCGGGGUUGAGCAGAUUUCUCGACAAUGUGAUAUUUGGUUGUGACGGUGUUCUGGGACUUCUAUCUCUGUCUGACUGAGGAUUAGUUUGUAAAUGUGAUUCUUAGGAAAGGUUUAAAAUGUCCAUGGUAGCUCCGUCGGAUAUUACCUGCACCACCCUCCAGAUGACCAAUGACACUAGUAACGGUAGAGACAAAAGUAUAUCAGGGAGUCCGCGGUCCAGAGAGGAGAAAAAUAAUGACAAUGGGGCCGACUCGUUGGAAGAGGAGACACAGGCUGCCUGGGCGAAUGAGGAGCUCGAAAGUAGUGUAGCAGACGAGGAUGCGUGGAGCUCUUGUGGAAAUGGAUUGCUGACCCCGGGGCACCAGACGUCACAGGGUGUCCACUUGAACAGCAAGGGGGACGCAGAGGGCGUACACACGAACAAUGUGAGGGACACUCACAGCCCCAAAAAAGAAAACGGGUUUGGAAGUGAUUCUUCAUCUCCUGAUAACAAACUCCGCUCAAAUUCGAAAUUGGAUAAAAUUACUCCAACAAAAAAGUUAAAAUAUCUAUCACAGUGCGCAACACAAUCGGAUGAACCAAGGAUACUAUCGAACACAAGUUUGAUAUCACGCAACAAAACAUUUUAUCAUGAAGGACAGACACCGUCUCUACGUCAUUGGGAGGGUAGUGUGGGAAGUUUGAGUCGGUACAACACGUCUUUGUCUUUUCAAAAUGACGGAAAACAUUCACAGAAAGUGCAAAAUGGUUCAAAACAUUGGGAAGGGAAUAAAAGUUUUGAUGGCCAUGCGCAAGGGACUAUGCAUAGGCAGAAGACUAUAAUUCUCAGUUCAAGUAAUGCGCACGCUAAUAAUGAGAAACACUGUGAUUUUCUUGUCACUUCAUGUCCAAUGCCAGGGUUUUCACGCAGUAAAACUGUCGGGUUCGGCCCGUCAAAAGGGUUUCAAGCCAAAGAUACUAAGCGCGACCCAUCGAACCCCCAGCUAUCUUCCAGCACGAUGAUCCGUCGGAUCACAUCCAUGUCUGAUACAGAUCUCUCAAAGAGACCAUCAAGAGGAAAUAUGCAGACUGAAAAUGAGGCCCCCAAGAACUUGGACCAGGCUGCCCCAAAGAUGGAAUACAAGGUGCCCAAAGCUAUGUUGCCCAAAACUGGUCUUAUAAAAAUCACUUCCUUACAAGAAGAGAAGAAGAACCCGGCACUGUAUGAUGAUUAUCUCAAAAAGAAUCAAGGGCAAACUAAACACCACGCCACUGUUAACAAGAUGAAGUUAACCGGUCACCCUACAACAAAUCACAUCAAGUUCGUGGGUCGAAGGGUCAAGCCUGCGCCACUCUCACAUCAGAAGCUGAUGAAGAAACAGAAGGAGAUGCUGAAACAUCAACAACAAGAGAAAGAGCAGCAGGAAUUAAGGGCUGAGAUGUCUCAGGACGUGCAGCCCUUCACCUUGGGGGACCUACAAAGAGGAAUGCUCAACUUUGAUAUCCUUCCACCAAAUAGGAGGAAGGCAAGCCAGGAGCAUGAAUUAGACCAGACACUGCUGGCGAAUUCAGAGGAGUUUGGAGACAAGAAGACACAACUCCCUCCCCUGGAGCUCAACUCCCCAAGAGACAAUAUCUUACCUCCGAUAAGGACUUGAAGAAACUUCUUUGAAUAUCAUGAUUCCUGAAGACGCAAAUUUAUAAGCCCACUGGGUCUUAGUUUUAGAACCGAGGAGGUGUCAAAUUACGUCGAUUGUAUAUUUUAUACAGUUUUUCUAUAAGAAUGUGAAUAA